AUGCCUGUUUAUUACCAGCCAUCAAACCGUAAAACUCACAGCUUCUCGAUUGAUGAUAUUAUCAAAGCUGACGAGCAAAUAUCUCUUCCAUCGACAUCAUGGCUACCUGCUGUGACAGCGAAUUAUCAAUAUCAACGAGAAUAUAUGCUGCAAUACCUUCGACAUAUGAAUCAAUUGACUAAUGCGGGAAUGGCAACAGCAUUUCUUUUGAAUUCAUAUCGCAAACCAAAACGUAAUCGUACUGCUUUCACGCCAUCUCAAUUGCUAAAGCUAGAGGAUGCUUUUGAAAAAAAUCAUUAUAUUGUCGGACAAGAACGAAAGGAUUUAGCAAAACAUUUGAAUUUACCUGAAGCUCGAGUUAAAGUUUGGUAUCAAAAUCGUCGAACGAAACAUAAACGUUCACUGAAUGAAGAUGGGCAAAGCAGUGUUUCUGAUUGUAUGAUUAAAGUCGACGAUGAACAUUCAUGUACUCAGGAAGACAAUGAUGAUCAACUCAAUCUAACGACUGAAAACGUCUAG
Adineta ricciae is the source of this 519-nucleotide messenger RNA. NCBI's taxonomy places the organism in Eukaryota, Metazoa, Rotifera, Eurotatoria, Adinetida, Adinetidae. The record is from the annotation of a GenBank genome assembly.